This is a messenger RNA of Galleria mellonella (greater wax moth), 3544 nucleotides long. RefSeq lists its product as uncharacterized. The transcript has 9 exons. Bases 336 to 1640 code for a protein of 434 amino acids. Gene Ontology annotation, molecular function: cysteine-type peptidase activity. NCBI's taxonomy places the organism in Eukaryota, Metazoa, Arthropoda, Insecta, Lepidoptera, Pyralidae. The record is from RefSeq and is a predicted model, not a curated record. Gene Ontology annotation, biological process: proteolysis. Gene Ontology annotation, cellular component: lysosome.
GUUAGUACACAGUUUACACUGAGCAAGCAAUCGCUACAGUGUAUCCGCGGCGGUCUAUUCAGUCGGACGUUCUCUCGUCCGAGGCUAUAUUUUACGCGCGCUAUUCGAAAUUAGAAUACAAAGUUUUCUUUUUUAUUCUAACGAAAAAAAAUUAAAAAUUCUAACCUGCCAGUGUUAUUCGAGAACAAUGGGCAGAUGAUUUUGUUUCAUUAAAAAUAAACGUGUUUUUAAAAUUAAGCGGAUUAUUUAUCGUGGACCGUUUUGAGUUUGUAAAGGCUUUUAGACAAAUUUGGUCUGUUUGGCUGUGUUAGUUUUAAGUGUUGACAAAAGCUGCCAUGACCAAUACAUUGAACCUGUUAUUGUUAGUGGGGGCUUCGAUGAGCGUGGCGAUAGGGUACUGGGGUCCGGACCUGCCCCCGGGACCCUACUGCGGGAAGAGGGGCACCCGUCAAUGCUGCAAUGACAGACAAGACAGCUGUUCGCACGAGAUACUUUCGACCUUGUGCUACUGCGACCAGUUCUGCAACCGGUCGAGGGUGCACGACGACUGCUGUCCUGACUACGAGGAGGUCUGCCUGGGGAUAUCCCCACCACCAAACCCGAUAACGAAGCCGUGCCGGUACAAUAACAAGUUCUACCCACCAGGAGAGAAGGUGAAGCAAGGAUGCAAUGAGUGCGAAUGCGUCAUCCAGUCAGACAGACCUGAGGAGGUGCAAUGGAGCUGUGAACAGGACGUGUGCCUGAUCUCCGAGGAUGUUAUCAAUGGCGUGAAUUACGGCAACGAGAAGUGGAGAGCCGCCAACUACAGCGAGUUCUACGGGAAGAAAUUGAAGGAUGGCAUUAAAUAUAAGUUGGGUACAUUCCCGCUGACUGUGGAAACGAAACGUAUGGGCUCUAUCAGAUAUGACAAGAACAUCGUCUAUCCGAAUGAAUUCGAUUGCAGGACCAAGUGGCGUGAUUACAUCUCGCCGGUCAUCGAUCAGGGCUGGUGCGGCUCAGACUGGGCGGUGACCAUCGCUACCGUUGUGUCUGACAGAUUUGCAAUCCAGUCAAACGGCAUGGAGAAAAUACUGCUCAGUCCACAGACACUUCUGUCUUGCAACAGGCGGUACCAGAGGGGAUGUGAUGGAGGCCAUAUUGAUGCUGCGUGGAACUACGUUAGGGAAGAUGGAUUAUUGGACGACAAUUGCUUCCCUUACGAGGCUAAAGUAACGAAAUGUCCAGUGAAACCGAAGAGUGACAAUCUGCCAAUCUUCUGCACACCUUCCGUCCCUGAGAGAACAACCCGCUACAAGGUUGGACCGCCUGGCAAGCUGAAGAAGGAACUGGACAUCAUGUACGAUAUUAUGGAGUCUGGACCCGUGCAUGCUGUAAUGACGGUAUAUCAAGAUUUCUUCCACUAUCGCGACGGUGUAUAUCGCCACACGAGGUAUGGUGAUAACCAGCUGCAAGGUCUGCACAGCGUCAGGAUAGUAGGCUGGGGCGAGAAUAGAGGCGACAAAUAUUGGAUUGUCGCUAACAGCUGGGGCCGGGAAUGGGGUAUAGAUGGAUAUUUCCACAUCGCCCGUGGCGAGAACGAGUCUGGCAUCGAAUCCUUUGUGGUGACUGUACUCAGUGACGUCAUCAACGCCAAGAAAUAACAUACGAGAACACACCUCAUCACACCGCUGUGUGUGACGACCAGAAGGGUGAAGACCAGAAAGGGAUACAUUUUGUUAAAUAGCACAAGGAAUUUUGGUUAAAUGGUCGCGUAUUGUGAAACUGACAAUGUUUUUAUUACUUGCAUAAUUUAAAGACAAUUGUUAGGAUACGAAAAUAAAAUUUUUCUUCGAAAUUUGUAUGACACACAUUUACAUAGCAUUUAAGUGUGCAUUCAGUUUAAAAUACAGUGUAAAGAAAAAAAUUUAGUGUAUAAAUAUUAUUCGUUAAUACAUUAUCGAAGCUUUGAAAUAUUAGAGAUAACAUAGACGUUGGCAGUAUUACGGUAUGCAUCCCGAUAAUUAGGGAAAUGUAGACGAGUAAAUCUCGAUUAUAGCUUAUUUUUUUUUUAAUCGUAGGACUCUAAUAUAGUAUAAAUGACUACCAAUAAUACUUUAUCAUAGAGAACUAAACGAACUUAUAGUUACUUUAAUAUAAAGGAGGUACUUAAUAUAAUUAAUAACGUUACCCCAGUUGAGGUAACGUUGUUAAACAGUACGAAUCCUACACGUAUGACCUGCUUUAUUGUAAGCAUUUAAAUAUUUUACAAAAAGAAAUUUGGAAUUCACCGUCAACAACAUCUAUAUUCGUCUGCAUUUUCCCUAAAUACUUAAAAACUUACGAGCAGUAAGUUUUCGUGUUAUAAAAUUUUAAAAUUACAUAUUUUCAAGUAAUUUCCAUGUGAAAAUGUUUUCCAAAUUUUGUUGUUAUUUGUAUACUUUGAAAAUUACUUGAAAAAAAAAUCGUAUACAUUGCGAUAUAGAUCUUUAAACGUGUUAUUUAAAAUAUUAUGUUUAUUUUUGUAUUCUAAAAUUUCUAUAAAUGUAUUGUUAUUUGGCUUUAAAUUUUUUUUUUUUAUUAAAAAAUUACUCUUAGUAAUCAUCAUUUUGCAAAGAAACAUUUUGUAUUCGAUCCUGUCUCGCAGGUUAUUCCGUUUGUAUGAUCUAACGCAGCGUGUAUGUCGAUGCAUAGUACUAGAGUACGAUCUCCGACCGAUUAGGUAUGUAAGAAAGUAUAUUUUUAUAUUGGACGUAGAAUAUUUAUAAAUCGAAGGAAGUUAUUAUCAUAUCAAUGUUCUAUGUAGUAAUGCUGGAAUUAGUGCCUUAGUUCGUAAAGAUAUUAAGCACUUUAAGUAUACAUUCGACUUAUUUGUACUUAUUUAUUCAAAAUUGCCAAUAAUUGCUUUAUAAUAUCGAGUUAAGUCUGUAAGACUUGUAUUAUAUGAAUAGUAUUGUUAAUUCCAGCAAUAUAUUUAAUAAAUUAAAAGAAAAUUGACAAAAAAAAUGCUUUUAUUUUCUAUAAUAUUAUCGUACAGUAUUGUUUACUGUAUUUUGUGAAUCUUUAACUGCCAUUUAAAGUUUUAGGUUUAACAUCAUUGCUUGUAUGUAUUCUUAAAUGAUUGUACAUAACUUGUUCAACAUGCGUUAACUAUAAUUGUUUAAAAAUGUUUACAAGUAAGAUGUAUUUAAUAUUACUUACAUUAAAUUAAGUGAAAAUGUGAACUUAAAAAACAUAAAAACAACUAGUCUUAGGUGCGACAUAACACAAUUUAGAUUUAAGUAACAUACAAAUAUCUCAUUAUUAAAAUAAUGCUUUUAGAUUAUAGAAAAAAAAAAAAUUGUUUAGUUUAAAUGGAAUGCAAACUGAAAUAGAUAUCACACCAUUGUUAUGACCAAGUUAUAAUUUUCAAAAUAUUUUAUACUCAUAACAUCAAAUAGACGAGUUAAUAUCUUUGUUUCUAAAAUAUCUAAGAAUAAUCUAAAUAGUUAUAAACAGUAACAUUAUUUAUUGUUCAUUAAAACAGUACAUGUAACAAUGUUAAUAAACUUUAAAUAUAAACAUGUUA